CGGCAGCUAGAAUGUGAUUAUUAAGAGCACGCCAACACGCCGCGUCUGCGUGUAUUACAAUUAGACAUUCAACACAGCAAGUGCCUUAAAAUAUACUGAUUUUCUUUACAUUAAUUUUAAAAAAACCCGUCUUCUGGGUCACGUGAGUCACAUGACGAGGGGAGGCUGGUGUUGUGUCACGUGACGUGCCGCUUCUCAAACAUGGCUCCAGACUCCUCGCAGUCAACACCGUCGCUCUCCUGCCGCAGCAGAUGACGCGGACAUGUUCUCCGCCCGAGUCCCCAUUUUGGCAGAAGUAAACAUUCUUUCAAACUCGCAACGCAAAGCCGCGCGACUCUCCUGCUGUUAGCAUCAGACGUGCUAACCCUUCCUGCUAGCUGUCAAGUGCUGCAAGUUGGCCGAGGACAUGUGUGAGAAAGAAAUACAUCUCCCCUCUAUGUGUGAAAGUCCAUGAGCAAGUUGUAUUCCUGCAGAGGCUCACCAUGGAUUGGCUGCUCGGCCAAGUGGAAAAAGACUUUGGGAUCGACCGAAGGCAGCUGGGCUCCGGGCCUCGACCCCGUGAACUUGUCGCCCUUGUGCCCGCCCGCUGGCUGACGGCCCUGAGAGAGAGGAAGCUCACGCGUCUUGCCUGUGUGGACAGCAUCAGCGAGGCGGAAAUUGGCACAUAUCUUCAGUGUUCACAGGCCAAGCCGCCCCCUGGCUGGACACGAGUCUGCAUACAGGGUUUGAGAAAAAGCAAGCUGGGCUACAGCCUGGUCAGAGACCCGUGUCUUCAACCAAAUGACUCCACGACAAAGGACUCCUACGUGAACACCAUGCAGCAGGUGUCACAGCACAAUGUCAGGAAUCUGUGGCGGGAAGCCCAUUCCAAACGUGUGCAGCCAUACGCCAGAGCCACAGAGCAGAUGCACGUUGCAGCCGUGGACGCAGUGAGACACGCACUGCAGAAGCUUUUUAACUCCACAUUCAUCUCAUGUGACAAAAUGUCCCAAUCCCUCUCUCCAGCCAGAGAGAAGGAGAAAGAAAACUUCUUGCCAUCCGCUCUUUCAAGUUCUGUAAAGCCCCACUCAGUGUGUCCCAAUGUUCUAACUGCGGAGUGUCUGCUGGAGACAACUGAGAUGCUGUACAUAGUUUUACCUUACAGUCAGUAUUCACUUUAUGACAUUGUCUCCUUCAGCCCAGCCAAGUUAGCCAAUAGUCAUGCCAAAGUUUUGUUCAUUCUGUACCAGUUGCUCACAGCCAUGCAGGCUUGUCACGCUGCAGGAUUGUCCUGUGGAGAUCUCUCCUUGCUGGAUGUUGCCGUUGACGAGAAGCUUUGCAGCCAUCUUAAACUCAACCUGGCCCAUUUUGAGGAACUGGGGACCAACAGGUCUGCAAGCGAUGACGUCCCCGCGAGGCAGAUGCCUAAAAGUGCCGUGACAAGCGGAAGCGCCUGUUCAAGUCAGAACCAACUGCUUUGCAAGGACUGCUUUGAUGACCUCAAGACUUUAGUUCUUGACUGGGUCCAUGGGCGGGUCAGUAACUAUCACUACUUGAUGGAACUCAACAAGUUAGCGGGACGGCGAGAAGGAGACCCAAAUUACCACCCGGUGCUGCCAUGGGUGGUUGAUUUUACUGUGCCGUUUGGAAAAUUCAGAGAUCUCAGAAGGUCCAAGUUCAGACUCAACAAAGGAGAUAAGCAGCUGGACUUCACCUAUGAGAUGACCAAAGAGGCUUUGGCAGCUGCAGUGGGAAAUGGAAUAGGUGGAGUUGGUGUAGCAGGAGACCUCAGUGGAUCUGUCAGUGCAGGUGGACCACAUUCAGACCACCUUCACGUACCUCAUCACAUAUCUGAUGUGCUCUCCGACAUUACAUACUAUGUAUACAAAGCUCGGCAGACACCUAAAUCUGUGCUGUGCAGCCAUGUGAGGUCCCAGUGGGAGCCCAAUGAGUACCCCUCCAGUAUGGAACGCAUGCAGAGUUGGACCCCUGAUGAGUGCAUUCCCGAGUUCUACACUGAUCCAUCUAUUUUCCGCUCAAUCCACCCUGACAUGCCAGACCUGGAUGUGCCUUCCUGGUGCAAGUCCUGUGAGGUGUUUAUCGAGGUCCAUCGGCGCCUCUUGGAAAGCAGGGAAGUGUCCCAGAACCUGCACCAUUGGAUAGACCUCACUUUUGGCUACAAUCUGUCGGGUAAAGAAGCAGUCAAAGCCAAGAAUGUGUGCUUGCACCUAGUAGAUAACCACACCAAUCUGACAACUUACGGUGUGGUCCAGUUGUUUGACCAGCCCCACCCGCCACGCUUAUCAGCUUCUCAGUAUGCUCCCGCCGAACCACCUUUUCUUGGCCUUGCUGCGCUUAAUGUGCCUUCUCUACAUAUCCCACAAAUCAACACCGUAUCUGACUCUGUGGAUGGAAUGGUGGUGGAGGCCACAGGUUGUGAAUCCAGUGGCUGGACCAUGGUAGACAAAGAUGUAGAGCUUGAACAAGGUACAGAAGCCCUGGAUUCAUUAAUGUCCACUGGCUCAUCUAAUACUGCGUCGUCCUCUGUUCCAGCGGGAGGGAAGAUGGGAGACACCGCACUUGUAUCGCAGUCCCCUACCUCUUCCUCUGGUGACGUUACAAGCAGUCUGGGCCCAGGUUUACGCAAUGUCAUGCUCCAAAGAAGUGGACCAGCUAAUAAAAAACACGGGGAGGGAAGUGUGACCACCUCCAAUGCUGAGGACGUCAAGAUCAUUCUUCCAGAGGGUUUCAGCCCCCUGCAACCUUUGGAAGAGCUGGAGAAGUUAAACAACUUUCUUGUGAAGAGUUUGCAUGCCCGAGUGUCGCAGCCACCUGAAGCUGGUGAAGCCACAAAUGAAGUUGAGUUGAUCGAAACCUCACCUUCUUUCACACAGCUCUACCAACGAGAUAUGCAGGCUCUUGGCGUACUCAUUGCAGAGAUAUUUUACUCCUCGAAAGUGAGAGGGUUGAUACCAGGUGCCCCCCUCAGACAACGUUUCUGUGCUGUUAUGGAAAUGUGCUCUUUUGGCCUCCGUGAUAUUCCACUCCCUUUACAUUACGCUCUUCAGAAACUGCUACUAAUGGAAAAGCACUCCCAAACAUAUCUUAAAGACGCAGGUCAUUGUCCACGUCCGCUUCUUUUUAACUACGAUGCCAUCUGUGAGGGCCUUCCGCCUCCAAACCCUGCCCAAUUACUGAAUACAUUCAUUACCCCAUUUCCAUUCCCUUCAUAUUUUGCAGCACUCCAUCGCUUUAUUGUUUCGUACCACGACAAGAUGGAGAGUGUGUGUAGCCUUCAAGGAAGAGAUGUGGUCUUUUAUUUGUGGCAGCAGUUAGAAAGGCUUUUGCGAACCAAUAUCACAGCCGAGGGCCUUGAGAUUCUCUUGCCCUUCAUUUUGGCCAUAAUGCUCGAGGAGUCCACGGCUGUCUAUGCAGCUUGGUACUUGUUUGAGCCAAUUUCAAGAGUCCUGGGUCCUAGAAACGCAAACAAGUUUCUUCUGAAGCCACUCGUCAGCGUUUAUGAAAACCCCCACUACCUGCGGGGACGUUUUUAUCUGUACACCGACUGCUUCGUUCUGCAGCUCAUCAUGAGGCUCGGCCUGCAGGCCUUUCUCUCCAACUUGCUCCCCCAUGUGCUGCAGGUCCUCACUGGUUUCGAAAGCUGUUCAUCUGGUUCUGCCGGAGAGAUCUGCAAAGGGAUGCGCAGUGGGACUUGUAACCUAGGAGAGGAAGAGGAAGAGGGCUUUCAGGCUGGUGAUGUGCGCUCCUCCUCUGGGUCAGUCAGCGGGAACAUAAGCGGUGGCAACGGGGCUAGUGGAGGUGUCGGUGCUGUGGGGGAAACUGGGCUGGUUGACUACUCCUCAGGCAUCAGUUUCAACGAACAGGUGUUUGUCUCGGAGUCGGAGGACUUUCAAAAUGAGUUCUACAUUAACAAUGGCGCAGGGUGCGACAGUGGGAAACAGCCAGGGCAGAACUCUACAGCGAAGGACCAAGACCAAGAGUCUUUGAGCAUGGGUAAACUUAGCGACAAAAGUAGUACAAGCGAACUCUCAUUAGGCGACGGGGACUCAAUGCGUGAUCGAGCUAGUCUCAAAUCGGCCGACAGCAGCCAGGAUCUCAAACAAGCCAGCGAGGGAGAAGAGGGCGGAGAGGUGAACGACGUGGAGAUGACGGAGGCCAGUGAUUGUAAACUGCAGGAAGACGAUCCUUCGACCCCCAAGUUGGAGCUGUCUUUCUCUGGUUGCACAGAAGAUUCAGGGGCUACUCUUACAAGUCUGGAAAAUGAGUUUGUGAACAGAAUGGUGCUGGAGGAAGCAGAGAAACAUAUCAUGGGGGAGCAGGAGGAAGAGGCAGAGCAUGAGCCAUCAGAAGACUCGCAGGAGAAAGAGCAGAAAAUUCUCUUAGAUACAGUCUGCAAAACAGUUCGCUGGCUCUCCGCCAAACUUGGACCGACUGUGACGUCUCGAUGCGUGGCCAGGAACUUGCUGAGACUACUCACAAAUUGUUACAUCGACCCCCAGAGCCACCAGUUUGUUACUCCUGGACCUGAAGAGACUAACCUAGAGAGCGUGGGAAUGGGCAGCGUGUAUGAGAAGAGACCUGUUGUGGGAGACGAGACAGCCGGACCCGUGUUAGACUGUCUCAUUUACAUCGCUCAGCUUUACGGAGAACCUGUACUCACGUAUCAGUACCUGCCCUAUAUAGGAUACCUGGUGUCUCCACCCUCUUCGCAGCGUCUCAACACGCGGAAGGAGGCCAGCCUGCUGGGUGCUGUUGCGCUGACCAAGAAGAUCAUCGUCUUUCUUUCCGAUACCACGCUCAUGGACAUGCUCAUGAAAAUUAACCAGGAUGUGCUUCUUCCGCUUCUGGACCUGCUUACCAACCCCCACAUGGGGUUCCCCAGCGGGGGGCAGUGUCGCACAGCCGUGUGUCUCAAGACACUCAGCCUGAUGGCCCUCAUCUGCCUUCGCAUUGGGAGGGAGAUGGUGCAGCAGCAUAUGGCGGACACGCUGCGCCAGUUCUUUGCCAUUUUCUCCUUGCUACAUUUCCUGCAGGCCCAGAUUGGAAGUGCCCCCCGCAGAGUUGUAGGAGAGGUGACGGUGGUGGACGUCAGGACGCCUACCAAGUCCAGUGAGACCUAUGAGUUGGCCGUCUUGGAGGAACUGCAAAGUGUGUUUAGCACAGAGAUGGCACAUGCUUCCUACAUCCCCUUUUACUGCCUCAUUGGUGAUGUCGCAAUCCGGAAACUGGUUCCCAACCAUGAACUGGUCUGGCAGCUGGCGUCUUCAUACCAUCAGAGUGUCAGUCAAGACUUCCCAGAAGCAAACGCCGUUUCAAGAGUAGACUUGCCUCCAGUCUCCAUGGGGGUCUCCUCUGAUUUUAGCAGGCCCCUGGGGAGCAGUGCUUUCCCCUCACCUUUAAGUAGCUCAACCACAUUUGGAGACCCACUCCCAGAGUCAGGAACCUUUGGGAGCCAUCUGGUAGGAAAUCGUAUCCAAGUGUCAAGGGAGUCCUAUCAUAGUGGUAGCCCUAAUAUUGGUUUGACCGGCUCUUGGGGACGCUCCAACCAUACCGUGCCCAGUAACAUUUCUGCCUCUGCUGCCACCACUUCAUCCAUCAGCACCGCACCCUUACAGUCCUCCUGGUUGACUGGACCUCCUCCAGAGGAUAGCGCGCUGAAACAGGAACUGGCUCGCAGUGGCCGUUCCUUGCAGGGCAACUGGCUGGCCUAUUGGCAGUACGAAAUCGGCCUCAACCAGCAAGAUCCUCAUUUCCACUUCCACCAGAUCCGUCUGCAGAGCUUCCUGGGUCACUCAGGCGCCACAAAGUGUUUGGCACCACUGGCGGGCGAGGAUUACUUCCUCUCUGGUGGUAAAGAUAAGACUGUGAAGCUCUGGCCCCUCUAUAAUCGCGGCGACGGGACACAGGAAGUGGAACCAAGGCUUACAUACACCGACCACCGCAAGUCCGUGUUCUAUGUUGGACAACUGGAAGCUUCGCAGGAGGUGGUCAGCUGUGAUGGAACCGUGCACCUGUGGGACCAGUUCACUGGGAAACAGAUCCGCUCAUCUGAAGCAGUGGAUGGGAAGAAUCCAAUUACAGCCGUCACCACCAUGCCUGCACCACACUGCAGCGUCGUGUUUGCAAGUGCAGAUGCCGUUCUCCGCUUCAUUGAUCCUCGCAAACCAGGACUGCAGCAUGAAUUUCGCCUGGUGUACAGCAACAUAAACACCGGUCUCAUCCGAUACUUGGCUGUUAGCCCUACAGGACGCACGGUUGCGGCGGGUUUCUCCUCUGGCGUCAUUGUUCUACUCGAUGCACGCACAGGCCUCGUUCUGAGGCGCUGGCCCGCUCACGAGGGAGAUAUCCUACAAAUGAAGGCCGGAGAGGGAAACCUGAUCGUCAGUUCGUCCUCGGACUACACCCUCGCCGUGUGGAAAGAUCCGGAGCAGAAACCCCUCCGCCAGUACAAGUCACCGUCCGACCCCAUUCACGCCUUCGACUUUUACGGCGCGGAGAUCGUGACCGGAACCAUGGCCAAUAAGAUCGGCAUCUACUCGGCGCCGGACAUCUCACUGAGCCCCGUGAGCAGCACCAAGCUGAGCUCCGAGAACUUCCGGGGAACCCUGACCAGCCUGGCCGUGCUGCCGACCAAGAGGCUCCUGCUGCUGGGCUCGGACAACGGCGCCGUCCGUUUGCUGGCCUGAUCAUGAGCCGCCCACCUACAUUUGAAAAUGCUCAUGCACAGUAAGUCGUGUACAUUUGUAAAAACAACUACUUUUGGACCUGCUAUGUUCUGCUCACAACACAUCAACCAAACUAGCUCAGGAAAGAAAAACAACAGACCUGCUUCUUUUGUAGUCUCUAUCCAAAUAGAUGUAUAUGCAGUGUUUCACCCAAAAUAAGUACACAAUUCACAUUUCAGCAACAAUUGUAUAUAUUUUUUUAUAUGGUGUCAAUGUUUAGUGUAAGCACCAAUGUCAUGUAGCACUGCCUUAACCCUCUGGAGCUUGGAACUCAUCAGCGCUCGACAGGUUGUUACUGGAAUCCUCCUCAAUGGUGACGUCCUACACCUUCUGCUUGAGGAUGCCUCACAGGUGCUCAGGUCUGUAGACUUAUUUGCAUCACCUUCCAGUGUGUGUGGGCUCCUGAGUUCUAUGGGGAGGACUUCUUGUUGCUUCAGUGUCAUAGUACAUGUUGGACCAGUGCUGGCAUUUAUGUCUAUGUCCCCUAAGAAUAUCUGAUCAAAUGGUUGCUAAAAUGUGAGGCGUGUAUUCACUUAUGUAAAAAAAACGUAACCAACACCAAAAAAAAAAAAAUCCAGCAACGCCAUCUUUUAUUUCCCUACGCCCGUGUCCAAUGCACUGACAAAACUAUGCAGAACUUGUGGUUAAAUUGUAUUUUUUGUUAGAAAAAUAAAAGCUAAGCUUUCCAGGGUGCUUUGGUGCAUCCCUAAAAAGUGGAGAUGCAUCAACAUUUUAUGCUGAUUGUUAUUGUUUUUGCAAUUUCCGAACAAUGUUGAGCAGUUUAGCAGCCCUGAGCUGUAGCGACAUUGAACUCGGAGCAUAAGGUCAGUCAAUGCCAAGGUCAACCGUUUUUGUACUUUUAACAUUUCUAUGAAAAUACACAAAUUGUUCAUUAAGGGUCAAUAAUUGUACAGAAAAUGCACAAAGGGGUUUUCACGCUAACAUGUGGCCCGGGUUUGACUUUAGUCAUGAUUUGUAUGUUCCUUUGAGCUGUGUGUUUCAUGCAUUUCUGAUGAUUUGCUCAACGCUCACAAUAAUGUUUUUAACUUUUUUCAUUUUCCUCAGCAACUGCUCAAUAAUCCAGCUCUGAUCAGCGAUGUUUUAAGCGUUCCAUUCGACCAUUUUAGCGGUCAAUGAUAACCUUUAUCAUUAGGAUAAAUAAAGAAAAUGUCUCCCA
Nerophis ophidion (straightnose pipefish) is the source of this 7902-nucleotide messenger RNA. It is a transcript of the gene wdr81, whose product is annotated as WD repeat domain 81. The transcript is spliced from 12 exons. Lineage: Eukaryota; Metazoa; Chordata; Actinopteri; Syngnathiformes; Syngnathidae. Gene Ontology annotation, biological process: aggrephagy. The record is from RefSeq and is a predicted model, not a curated record. Gene Ontology annotation, cellular component: mitochondrion. The coding region runs from base 483 to 6686 and encodes 2067 amino acids. Gene Ontology annotation, molecular function: protein binding; phosphatidylinositol 3-kinase regulator activity.